This is a messenger RNA of Mugil cephalus (flathead mullet), 1878 nucleotides long. RefSeq names its product PR domain zinc finger protein 12-like. Gene Ontology annotation, molecular function: histone methyltransferase binding. Gene Ontology annotation, cellular component: nucleus. The transcript has 5 exons. Bases 179 to 1309 code for a protein of 376 amino acids. Gene Ontology annotation, biological process: neurogenesis. The record is from RefSeq and is a predicted model, not a curated record. NCBI's taxonomy places the organism in Eukaryota, Metazoa, Chordata, Actinopteri, Mugiliformes, Mugilidae.
AGAGACCCUCACAGCCAGACAGGGCAGCUUUACGCACACACGCUUUGGAGCAGAGGGACUGACUGAAGAGCAGCUCUGUGCGUCAACGCUUGCUCCGCUUGCAGCUCACCGCCAUCGCCGUCAUUUCUGGAGGUUUCUCUCUUUUCCAUUUCGUUUUAUUUUAUUUUUUUCUUGCAACAUGGGCUCCGUGCUUCCCGCAGACGCUUUGGCUCUGAAGUCUGGAUUUAAGUGUCCGAGCCGCUCGUUGUCCGACGUGAUCACCUCGGACAUCCUGCACAGUUUCCUUUACGGCAGGUGGAGGAACGUGCUGGGUGAACACCUGGCGGAGGAGCGCCAGAGCGGCAGCAACAGCAGCCCCAAGACCGCCUUCACCGCCGAGGUCCUGGCCCAGUCCUUCGCUGGAGAGGUGCAGAAGUUGUCCAGCCUGGUGCUUCCCAGCGAGGUGAUCAUCGCCCAGAGCUCGAUCCCCGGAGAAGGCCUGGGCAUCUUCUCCAAGACGUGGAUCAAAGCUGGAACCGAGAUGGGGCCCUUCACGGGGAGACUCUUGUCCCCUGAACACGUGGACCUCUUCAAGAACAACAACCUCAUGUGGGAGGUGUUCAACGAAGACGGCACCGUGCGUUAUUUCAUCGACGCCAGUCAGGAGGACCAGCGCAGUUGGAUGACCUACAUCAAGUGUGCCCGGAAUGAGCAGGAGCAAAACCUGGAGGUGGUGCAGAUCGGCAGUAGCAUCUUCUACAAGGCUGUGGAGACCAUCCCACCAGAUCAGGAGCUUCUUGUCUGGUAUGGAAACACCCACAACACAUUCCUGGGAAUCCCUGGAGUUCCUGGGACAGAUGAAGAGCAGCAGAAGAAAAGCAGAAACGAGGACCCUCACAGCUGCGAUGGCUCUUCCUCCUGCUCCCCCUCCUCCACCUCCUCGUCCUCCGCCACCACCUCCAGCGGCCGCAUGCGCUGCGUCAUCUGCCACCGCGGCUUCAACUCCCGCAGCAACCUGCGCUCCCACAUGCGCAUCCACACCCUGGACAAGCCCUUCGUCUGCCGCUUCUGCAACCGCCGCUUCAGCCAGUCGUCCACGCUGCGCAACCACGUCCGCCUGCACACCGGCGAGCGGCCCUACAAGUGCCACGUCUGCCAGAGCGCCUACUCGCAGCUGGCGGGCCUGAGGGCGCACCAGAAGAGCGCGCGGCACAAACCGGUCGUGUCCAAUUCCGACGUGCAGUCCCAGGUGUCCCCUCCUCCCCCGCAGAUGACGGCCCUGCCGCACCAGAUGCCCCUGGUGCACCACAUCCCCACCAUGGUGCUAUGAUGACGGAAACGCGGAGGGACAGUCACAACGAUGUUGCACUUUAGAUUAGAGCCGUAGUGGAGAAAUAAAAGGAGCUCUCGGCGAAACAAGCCCCCAUUGAGGAAAUAAAUGACAGUGAAGCAUCUCACGGAGACAUUCACAUUUCUUCCCUUUGUUGUGUUGCUUGUUUCAUGUGGUCGAACAUAGAUACAUAAAGAUGUUUUAAUGUGUGUAAGCUGAAAUCUACAGGAAAAAAAACUAUCCAAAUCAGUUUGUAUCAGUGCUUCUCUGUGUAAUUAUAAGAGCUGAACAAGUGUCACUACAAAUGUGAGGCCAGGCUGACGUCCUCUACACCCGGCUCAGGUGUAGCUCCCCUCAGACGCUCAGCAGGAACCGAGGGACGUGGCCGCGUUGUUUUGACCACUGCAUCCGUCCACACUGUAAACUGGAAUCGUCACUUUAACCUUGUACAGACUGGGUGCUUUGGAGAACUUGUGUACUUGUAAAAUUGUAUUGUAUGCUCCUGUACAUGUGAAUGUAAAUACAUUUGUGCUUUCUUCUAUUCUAAAUAAAUGAUAUCAUAUUACGUA